AUGCGCCACCGUCAAGGCCAGUGGCAGAAUUCUGAUGGCCGGUUGAGCAUACCUUUGCACCGGACGCCUGCCUGCGAAAGCGAGGACUGGGACCGCAAUGCGGCCUCCUUGUGGGCAAUCUACGCCAACUCAUACUUGACGGUCGCAGCAACUGCUUCGUCUGAUCCCAGUCAAGGCCUCUUUCGCUCUAGGUCUACAGCAACACUGUCCAAUGGAAUCGUGGAGGUUGUGGCAGGUAACGGAAAACUCCGGGCCGGUACAUAUUGCUGUUAUGAUGAGGAUGAAUGGAGAGCCUUAGUGGACAUAGCCCCUCUCAAUCAACGCGCUUGGGUUCUCUUCGAAUGCUUCGAGUUUAAAGCUUCUGAGAGGUUUGCACAAGGCAUUCCGCCAAGAUAUGGAAGUUCCAGCGCGCGUGACUGGUACCCGUGGGCAAGUCCUUCCGAGGUAGAGCCAGAGGAGCUGUUGCCUAUGUGGCAGGCAUUCGUGCAAGACUACGUCUACAUGAAUCUGACUUACCCGUCCGACAAGAUGGUAGCCAUAUCUGCUCUGGCGAGACAAGUCUCUACCCUCGUACCAAGUUCGGGAGAAUACCUGGCCGGCCUUUGGGAGUACAGCCUUCUCGGUCAAUUGUGCUGGGAGUCAUCGCUGCACGCCACCCGAGCAUCGGAGCACAGAGCGCCGUCUUGGUCAUGGAUGUCUAUCGACGGUCCGAUCCUUUCGAGCUUUAAACAAAAUGCCACAAGGGUGAAGGCAGUGGCGAGGCUGCUCAAUGCCACCACCGAAUGGACAACAAGCCCCUUCACUUCAGUCGUAGGGGGUUAUCUGCGUUUGUCGGCCCCGCUACUGCGUGUCGAUACAAUGGAACCUCAACCAGACCGCCCUGACGAGAGACCUAGGCGGAGCACAUCUGGACCUGAUGCCGAACUGAUUGAAAUGAUCAGGUCGAACGAUCACCCGGACUACACUGGAGAGACAAUGCUGUCGUUUGGCAUUUCUCAAGACGGGCUUCCCACAGGCCCGAACGGAAGCAACAUCAUCGGAGAUGGAUCCCAAGGUUGGCUGGACGAGGAGAUCGAGCUUGAGAAGCUCGUUCAGCUGAAGCCCGUCUUUCUCCCUGUCUUCUGCAUCUUUGACUCAACCUUCGGUGAGUGGGAAAUUGAGAUUUUAAGGGGCCUGAUACUGGCAAAAGCCGAAGACCAAGGGCCUGGUACAUACCGCAGGAUUGGAGUGGCAGAAAUCAAUGAGUACGAGCUUGCUGAAUUCCUGUGCUCGCUAGGCAAUCAAGAAUACGAAGACGACACCGAAAAUGUGGUACAACAACAGAGCGGGAGCCAUGAUAUCGUAACGGCAAAUCUCUCAGCCAGCGACAGAAUCAAGCUCGACGAGUUUGUGCCAGAGCGAUGGACUGGUAAAGAACUGCCACUGGAGAACAUGCCACGAGACUUCCUCUGCCACGAGGUCGUCAUUGUCCGCAUCCGGUUUACACCCUUACUUCCCUUCCCAUCCGCCCUGAAGAGGUAUGGCGCGGACUUCAAUCCCUCCACCUUCUCACUUGCCUUGGCUAACCCACAAUUUUCGACGCUUUCAAAGCCGUAG
This is a messenger RNA of Endocarpon pusillum Z07020, 1596 nucleotides long. RefSeq lists its product as uncharacterized. Bases 1 to 1596 code for a protein of 531 amino acids. The record is from RefSeq and is a predicted model, not a curated record. The transcript is spliced from 5 exons. NCBI's taxonomy places the organism in Eukaryota, Fungi, Ascomycota, Eurotiomycetes, Verrucariales, Verrucariaceae.